Molecule: messenger RNA, 1492 nt
Organism: Centrocercus urophasianus (Greater sage-grouse)
Lineage: Eukaryota; Metazoa; Chordata; Aves; Galliformes; Phasianidae
Product: inositol 1,4,5-triphosphate receptor associated 2-like
Exons: 15
Coding region: 131-1411 (426 amino acids)
Cellular component (GO): endoplasmic reticulum membrane
Source: RefSeq, a predicted model, not a curated record
AGUGUGCACUGCUUGGUGCCCUGGCUCCCAUCCCCAGGGUCCUGACUGCGCAGAGGACUGGGACUGAGCUGGGGCCUUUUGGCACGGAUUCGGGCAGGUGUACUGAUCCCGGAGCCUCUGUGCUGUGCAGAUGAAGCCACGGGUGGACACCUCACUGGGAGCAGGGAAAGAGGUGCAGGGACAAGCCCAGGGGCGUGUGGCACGGAAACAGUGCAGGGGCAGCUGGCAGAGCCCCCACCAGAGCAGGGAGCAGCAUGCAGAGCCACCCAGGCUCCUCACAGCUCCGGAUGAAGGGAGGAUGAUCAGUCCCCAGGAGCACCUGGAUAGGGUUUUGGCUGGGAGCAAGGAGAGCAUGGAGAGCGUCAGUGAGGAACCAGGCACGGAGCUGGCUUUUUGCACUGGAGAUGAUGAUGGGAUUGAGGAAGAUGGAGAAACCCCAGAGGAGCAGCUGCCGAGUUUCCCCAGUGAGCUCUCAGUGCUGGAGAAAUUGGGACUGCACAGCACAAAUUUGACGGAGCAGGACGUGGAGGCAGCCUUUGCCCACCUCGCCCUGGCGUUUCGCUGCGACAUGUUCACCCUGCAGCAACGAGUGCAGGUGGAGAAGCGAGCACAAGAUGCAGCAGAGGAAAACAUUCAGGAGGAGCUGGGGCAGUGCCGGACUUUCCUGGAGAGGCUGACUGCAUCCUGCAUGGAUGUGAGCUGCAAGGAGGUGCUGGAGCAGCUGCAGUGCAGCCUGGCUGUGCUGGCAGCUGCCAUCAAGCGUGCCACCAGUGCUGCAGAGAAGCUGGGAGCUGUCCACCAGGAGGCACGGAUGAGCCGAGCAGCAGAGGUGAUGGUCCAGCAUGUGGAGAACCUGAAGCGGCACCACCUGCGUGAGCACGCUGAGCUAGAGGAGAUGAAGUGCCUGAUCCAGCAGAACUCCCGCAACCGGCAGUUGGCAGAGACCCAGGAUGAUGCAGAGCAGCGGCUGAGGCUUCACCCCCUGAUGCGAGGUUUCCAGCAGUCAUCUGCACGCCGCCGAGUCAGCAUUGCUGUCAUCCCAAAGCAGCUCUUGCCAGCUUCUGGCGUGGAUGGCCGAGCAACCCUGGCUGGCGGGCCUGAGGGUGCCCAACACCAGACCAGCACCCAGAGGAGCAAACUGGAGCCACCAAGCCAGGGCAAGCUGGUGUGCGAGGGGCUAGUGGUGGAAGCAGGUGGCAAGCAGUUGGAAUCAAUCGCAGGGGGCAAGGAGCUGGGGCAGCUCAGGAUGAUGUCCAAGGAGUCCUCUGUGGAGCUGUGGCAGCCGUGGCUCUUCAUCUCACAGCCCUACUGGGUUGUGUUCUGCCUGCUUCUCCUGAGCGUCGCCUUCCUCCUCCUUCUCCACCUUUUGGAGCUGCAGCGGCUGCAGCCUGCAGCAUCACCCAAAGCUUAGCUGCACCCACUCCCCAUCACUGCUCCUCCUGACACUCUUUCCCCCUCCUCCCUCCCUGCUCUCCCACCAAAACCACGGAGA